CCAACCACUUUCACGGUGGGAGUGACCGGACGUUGUUGCAGGAAGAUAACAAAAUACAAAUGUAACUGCGGAGAGCUGAAACAAAUGAGGCUAUUUAAAUACAGGCUAUUCUGACCACAAAAAAAGAAUGCAAACAAACAUUUGAAUUUUUGUAUUAUUACUUCGAGGGAUGCGCUUUAGCUAUCCUUUGUUAAAGUUAGAUUACUGGAGCAUUCUCAUUGCACACGUUAGCUGGCUAGCUUUCGGCUUAGCUGUCUGUCUUUUCAAUGACAUUACAGUGCUGUAGCCAAAUGAUUACAACGCUACGCGGCCAGCUAGCUAGCUAAAACUUGACUUUUUUAAAAGCAAUAUUAGACAAUUCAGCAUUGCGAAUCCUGUUUAAAAUAAUUGUAGCUUGGUCGUUGGUUACUUUCCCUAAUUGAACUUCAGGUUGUCUGUUAGCUCAAGUUAGCCACAACAAUGUCACAUGCUCACUGGUCCAAAUUCGAGAAAGAGACUGAGAAAGAGGUUAAGAACCUGAUCAAACAGAUUAGCGGGAUUCAAGAUGAAGGAGACCAGAACUUUCAAUUAGCACUGAAGUUUACUUGGUCCAAUUUUAGAUUUCACCGUUUCCUAGAUGCUAAUAGUCACAAAGUUCAACGCAGUGUUAAUGGAAUCUAUGAGAAACUUAUGGUCCAUUCAGACCUAAGUAAAGCUGAUAGCUGGCUCAGACUAACAGAAGAGUUCCUGAACUCCCCUCUACCCAACACAGAGGGAACUAAGACCGAUGUCCACCACAGUCUCCUCGCUUUGUUGCUGCACCUCUCAGACUCUCCCCUCAACUCCACCUACAGCGAGACUGCCCGGCCGAAGGAGACGGAGAAAGAAGACUCCUUUGACUGGGGUAGUUAUCUCAGGGAGGGGGAAGACCUUGACCCUGGACCAUACCCAGACACCCCGGAGUGGUCUGAGGAGGAGGAGGAGGACAGUCAGGAGGUGCUCAGCAGAGAGGAUUCUGGGAUUCAGGUGGACCGCACCCCUCAGGAGGAGCAGGUGGAGAAACCGGCCACCGUUACCUGGACAGUGGGAGAACCAGAUGCCAGAGCCUGGCUGGAACAGCACGUGGUGACACCCUACUGGCAGAACCACGCCAGCCGCUUCCCCCACAGCCUUCAUCUGCACUCCAACCUGCUCAACAUCUGGGAUCAACACUUGUACAACAGCGACCCGUUGUAUGUGCCUGAAGAGAAGGCCUUUGUCACGGAGACCCAGGUGAUACGGGAGACGCUGUGGCUGCUCUCUGGGGUGAAGAAACACUUUAUAUUCCAGCAUCAGGAUGGCAAAGUGGUGGUUAGGAAUGACGUGGUGGUCACCCACCUGACCCAUAGUUGCCUUCAGUCGGUGCUGGAGCAUAUAGCAGUAUACGGCCAGGCGGUGUCCCGGCUGCAGAGGUUUAUAGAUGAGGUGACAGGGUACCAGACUGAGCCCUCCCCUCCCGGAUCCUCCAGCUGUAAAAAGGGAUCUGAGCCUCCCUUCAGGACCUACCAGGCCUUCGUCUGGGCCCUCUACAAAUAUUUCACCAGCUUUAAACAGGAGCUCACCUCCAUAGAGAGAGACAUCAUAGGAAAAGAUGAGACGGUGACCUUGUCAGGUGUUUUGGACCGCUUGAGUCCCCACCUGGCCCAGAUCAAGGUGCUCCACAAGGUGUUCUGCACGGGCGUGGCUGAGGUACCCCCAGAGACACCUAACGUGGUGCGGGCCUCGCACCUCCUCAACACCCUCUACAAGGCCAUCAUCGAGUACGACAGCGUGGGGGAAGCCUCCCAGCAGGCUGUAGCCCUGCUCUUCUCUCUGUGGACGGAAACCGUCAGGCCGUACCUAGAGAUCGUGGACGAGUGGAUCGUUCACGGUCACCUGUUUGACCCCGCUAGAGAGUUUAUCAUUCAGAGGAACAAGGAUGUGCCCGUGAACCACAGAGACUUCUGGUACGCCACCUACACCCUGUACAGCAUCUCGGAGAGCGUGGAGAGCGAGGAGAGGCUGAGUGACGCGGCCAGUGGGAGCAGUGCAGGGGAGCAGAGCUCCCGCUCGCAGCUCACCAUGGUCUCCUUCCUCAAGCCCGUCCUCAAACAGAUCAUCAUGGCCGGGAAGAGCAUGCAGCUCCUCAAGAACCUGGACUGUAAAGAGGCCGAGCCGACUGACAGCCCCACCAGAGAUGCUGAGAGGAAGAGCCUGUACACUCUCUUCCUGGAGUCCGUUCAGUCCCGCCUCCGUUGCCGGGAUGCGACUCCCGUGGAUACGGUCACUGAGCAACAGGCCACCAAGCAGAGCCUGAUCAAGAUGCAGUCGAUCGUCGCUCAGCAUCUACAGAUGGAUGACAUCCAUGACCCUCUGCUGGCCAUCAACUUCGCUAGGCUGUACCUGGAGCAGAGUGACUUCCACGAGCGGUUUUCGGGCGGCGACGUGGUCGUGGACCGUUCGUCCGAGUCGGUGACGUGCCAGACCUUUGAGCUGACCCUGCGCUCUUGCCUCUACCCACACAUACGGCAGAGAUACAUCGAGUGCUGCGGCAACCUCAUGACCACGCUGAAAAAGGACUACAGGCUCCUGGAGUACCUUCAGGCCAUGAGAAACUACUUCCUGUUGGAGGCGGGAGACACCAUGUAUGACUUCUACACGGCCAUCUUUGACAAGGUCCUGGAGAAGGAGAGCUGGCAGCAGCUGUCAUUCCUCAACGUUCAGCUUCAGGAAGCUGUUGGACAGCGCCACCCAGAGGACAGCAGCAGGUUGUCCAUCUUCUUGGAGACGAUCGACCCGAGCAGAAAGAAACAGCCCGUUAAUAAUCUGGAUGGUCUAAUCCUCAGUUACAAGGUGCCUUGGCCUGUGGACAUCGUCAUCAGCUCUGAGUGUCAGAAGAUCUACAACCAGGUGUUUCUGUUGCUGCUGCAGAUCAAGUGGGCCAAGUACAGUCUGGACACGCUCAGAUUCAGUGGGACGUCUCUCUCUCCCUCUCACCCUGGUUUGGGGGGCGUUCCAGAGGAGAUGGCGGCCAAGGAGCCAAUCGAUCAACAAAUUCACCGGAUGUUUCUGCUACGGGUCAAACUGAUGCACUUCGUCAACAGUCUUCACAACUACAUCAUGACUAGAAUUCUGCACAGUACAGGUCUGGAGUUUCAGCAUCAGGUCCAGGAAGCAAAAGACCUGGACCAGCUGAUCAAGAUCCACUACAGAUACCUUUCCACUAUCCACGACCGCUGUCUGCUCAGAGAGAAGGUGAGCUUUGUGAAGGAGGCGAUCAUGAAGGUUCUCAAUCUGGUCCUCAUCUUCUCCGACCGAUGGCAGGCUGGCUUCGGAGCAUGGAAGAUUGAAUCCAUUGACAAAAUGGAGUCUGAUUUUAAGAACUGUCACAUGUUCCUGGUUACUAUAUUAAACAAGGCUGUCUGCCGCGGAUCUUUUCCACACUUAGAGUCCCUGGCUCUGUCUCUGAUGGCUGGCUUUGAACAGUGCUGAGACGAACUCCUCUCUGCCUGCCCACCCCGACCCACGAAGAACUUAAAACCAUGAGUGUGUUCCGGAUCACUUCUCAUUUCCUUUUCAGGGCACCACUUUCGACCAGUGCCCGCAGGUCUUUGUUCAAAAGUAGAGGGCUACAAGAGGAUUGGUCUGCUGUGAGGGACAAACACUGGAUGCUGUGGCUGCUUCUUUUCUGAGACGGCUGUCACAGUUGGCACAUGACUCGGGGGGAAGGAGGAUGACGAUGUCACCAGUAGCCGGGGAAGAAUGAUGUCACAGUUCCUCGGGGUGGCUGGUCGGGAGGGGAGGGUCGCUAUGGUCUCCUACAUCAUAAGUGCUCCUUGUAAAGGCCAUUUAGUGCUCUCAGAAGUAUUAAAUGUGCGAUUGUUUGUAAAUAUUGAUUCCGAAUCUGUAUUAUGUUAGUUGUGAACACUUGUCCAUUUGUAGACUCCAUGCACAAUAAACCCCUGGUGAUGCUG
Esox lucius (northern pike) is the source of this 3971-nucleotide messenger RNA. It is a transcript of the gene tubgcp5, whose product is annotated as tubulin, gamma complex associated protein 5. The record is from RefSeq and is a predicted model, not a curated record. Gene Ontology annotation, biological process: spindle assembly; cytoplasmic microtubule organization; mitotic cell cycle. NCBI's taxonomy places the organism in Eukaryota, Metazoa, Chordata, Actinopteri, Esociformes, Esocidae. Gene Ontology annotation, cellular component: gamma-tubulin complex; spindle pole; equatorial microtubule organizing center. The transcript has 23 exons. The coding region runs from base 460 to 3489 and encodes 1009 amino acids. Gene Ontology annotation, molecular function: gamma-tubulin binding; microtubule minus-end binding.